Molecule: messenger RNA, 1892 nt
Organism: Chlamydomonas reinhardtii
Lineage: Eukaryota; Viridiplantae; Chlorophyta; Chlorophyceae; Chlamydomonadales; Chlamydomonadaceae
Exons: 5
Coding region: 163-1608 (481 amino acids)
Cellular component (GO): VCP-NPL4-UFD1 AAA ATPase complex
Molecular function (GO): polyubiquitin modification-dependent protein binding
Source: RefSeq, a predicted model, not a curated record
GUACGCAAGCACCCACGGCAAGCACCAAGCGCUACUGCUCAAGCGACUUCAGCGAUUCACCCAAAAGGGCAUAACUGCUCAUAGUUUCACCUCGACAACUGUACAAGUACAACCAGCUGACUUAAAAAAGCAGAGGCGUUCAAACCUUGAGAUUCUGGAAACAUGAUGUCAUUCGAGCUCAACGCCCGUGCAAAUAGACUAUUAGCAGAGCAAAAGGCGCGGGCGGACAAGGAGAAAGCGCGAAUCGAAAAAGAGCGUGUCUUGGCGGAGCGCCAACGUCAGCGAGAACUAGCCCGGGAGCAGGAGGCGCAGCAGCGGCGACAGCAGCAACUGGAGGCGGAGCAGCGGGCCCAGGACGCGGAGUUUGAGCGGCGCGAGGCCAACCGCGGCGUUUACCUGCGCCUGGAGCUGGCGGCGCUGCCGACGGAUGAGGCGGCGGUGGCGGCCAAGGGCGUGCGGCGCAGCAAGGACAAGAUCAUCCUACCGCCCUCCGCCGGCUCGCUGCUGAUGAGCCAGGACGCCUCCAAGAACGGCGCCAUGCUGUUCGAAGUGGCGCUGCCGGCAGCCGCCUCCGUGCCCGACCCCUCGCCCGCCCCCUCGACCUCGGCACCCGCCGCCUCUACCAGCGCGACCGGCACCAGCAGCACCGCGGCGGGCGUGCCGGGCCGCACGCACGCGGGCGUGCUGGAGUUCACGGCGCCGGAGGGCUGCGUGCUGCUGCCGCGCAAGGUGUGCCAGAGCCUGUGGGGCUCGCUGGACGCGUCGGCGCGCGGCAGUGUGGUGGUGACGUACGUGCUGCUGCCCAAGGGCGACUACGUGCGGCUGCAGCCCAUGAGCCACGGCUUCCACGAGGCCAUGGGCGACCUGCUCAAAGAGGCGCUGGAGGCAGAGAUGAUGACGCUGAGCACGCUGAGCGAGGGCGACUGGAUCACUGUACACCAGCCCGACACAGGGAGGGAGUGGCCGCUGCGGGUCCAGGAGUUGCUCCCGGCCGCCGCCGUGAGUGUGCUGGACACGGACCUGGCCGCGGACGUGGUGCCCUCGCUGGAGGCGGAGGAGUACCUGGCGCGGUGGGAGGAGGACCAGCGCAGGCAGCAGGAGCGGCUGGCGGCGGCAGCGGCGGAGCGGGCGGAGCAGGAGGCGGCGGAGGCGGCCUUCGCCGCGCGGCGGCAGGCGGAGGAGGCGGCGGCAGCGGCGGCGGCCGCCGCGGAGCAGGCGGCGCUCCAAGCGCGGCUGGCGGCAUCACUGCCCCCUGAGCCGGAGGCUGCUGCCUCCACUUCUGACUCGGGCGCCGUGUUCGCGUGUGCCUUCACGUUGCCGAACGGCGCGCGCCUGCUCCGUCGCUUCGCCACCUCCCAACCCGCGCAGCUGCUGUUUGACUUCUUGGAUAGUCACGGCGCGGGCGGAUGGGCGAGAGGAUCGUACCGACUCGUGACACGCAUGCCGCGCCGCGUGGUAGACGGUGGUUGCGAUGUGACGCUAGGAGAGCUGGGGCUGGGCGCGGGCGGCGGCGGUGAGGCGUUCUUGCUUGAGGCGGUGGAGACGCCGCGGGCGGCGGCAGGCACGGAGGGCGCGGGCGGCAGCAGCUCAAUGGAGGUGUGCUCGUGAGGGAGCGUCGGUGGUAGUGGCCGACGUAUGAGGCCCCGCAACGCUAUGUUGGUGCACGCCAACGGUCAUCGAUUGGUAGUAGUCUGGUGGCGCAAGCGCGUUUUGGCUACCGUAUCCCCUUGAACUCUGGGUUCGGGCAUUGUGGAGGACAAUGUGACCAGGAUUGAUUGUGAGCAAAUAUUGCCGGCGCGUGCUGGUCAAACUGUCAAACCCCGCAUGGCAGCCCUCGCUUUGGCUCUCAGGCUCUUACACGCCUUUCAAGCAUUUUAAUAGCAUUGCCACCC